Messenger RNA from Corylus avellana, 1085 nucleotides. It is a transcript of the gene CFIM-25, whose product is annotated as homolog of CFIM-25. Gene Ontology annotation, biological process: mRNA 3'-end processing. Gene Ontology annotation, cellular component: mRNA cleavage factor complex. NCBI's taxonomy places the organism in Eukaryota, Viridiplantae, Streptophyta, Magnoliopsida, Fagales, Betulaceae. The record is from RefSeq and is a predicted model, not a curated record. Gene Ontology annotation, molecular function: mRNA binding.
CUCUGGAACGCCACUUUCCGGACCCAACGUACAACCCUGCAUUGCACAGGCAAUGUUCGCUACUUUUCUUUCGCCUUCUUGUUCAAAGUUGGUUCUUUUUUCUGCGUGCGCGUGAUUUUCAGGACAAUUGAGAAUGAGUUCGAACGGUAAUGUCAGUGAAAUCAGUGGCAGCGAUCAGAAUCAUGGCGGCGUAAUAGACAUAUAUCCUCUGAGUUGCUACUACUUUGGAUCCAAAGAAGCCAGUCCCUUUAAAGACGAGACCUUGGCCGAUCGUACUCAGAGAAUGAAGUCCAACUAUGCUGCUUAUGGGUUGAGGACUUGUGUGAAAGCUGUGAUUCUGGUUGAGUUGUUCAACCAUCCUCAUUUGUUGCUGUUGCAAGUAAGAAAUUCCAUCUUCAAGCUUCCUGGUGGCCGCUUAAGACCAGGUGAAUCAGAUAUUGAUGGAUUGAGACGUAAGCUGUCGAGAAAGCUUUCUGUCGAUGAAAGCGGUGGUGAGACUGAAUGGGAGGUGGGAGAAUGCCUUGGGAUGUGGUGGAGGCCUGACUUUGAAACAUUACUGUAUCCAUACUUGCCACCUAAUGUAAAAAAGCCUAAGGAGUGCACAAAACUCUUUCUUGUGAGAUUGCCAGUUAGUCGGAGGUUCAUAGUACCUAAAAACCUAAAAUUGCUGGCAGUUCCAUUGUGCCAGAUACAUGAAAAUCACAAGACAUACGGACCGGUCAUAUCGGGCGUGCCGCAGCUGCUAUCCAAAUUUUCAUUCAACAUCAUUGAAUCUUAAAAUCAACCUCUAUAUGUCAAGUAUAUGGGAUCAUGAAGAAGGAUGUGUGUGAAGAAGGUUUUUUAACUGCGGCAUUAAUUCCAUGGAAUCUGGACUGGCACUUGUAUAUAUGUUGGUUUUCUAUAGUUUACCAAAGGUGGUGAAACCGCAAUAUAAAUCUUACUUUUAUGCUUUGGCGUGACUAUUUUCUUCUACUAUGUAAAUGCCUGAAUUAAUGGGUAUAAUCGAAGUUUUGAAGAUUAUGGAAAGACAAUAGCAGAAUUACAGCUAGAUUGUUGUCUAUAAUAGUUUUCAUACUUCUAGUGUU